This is a messenger RNA of Sodiomyces alkalinus F11, 4903 nucleotides long. RefSeq lists its product as hypothetical. Gene Ontology annotation, biological process: barbed-end actin filament capping; actin filament severing. NCBI's taxonomy places the organism in Eukaryota, Fungi, Ascomycota, Sordariomycetes, Glomerellales, Plectosphaerellaceae. The transcript is spliced from 3 exons. Bases 1 to 4599 code for a protein of 1532 amino acids. Gene Ontology annotation, molecular function: phosphatidylinositol-4,5-bisphosphate binding; actin filament binding. The record is from RefSeq and is a predicted model, not a curated record.
AUGGACGACGUUUCCAAGUUUCUUCAAGACGUCAAGGAGAUGAACGCACGGAGAACCGAAGAAGACGAUGCCCGCCAGAGAGAAUUGGACCAGAAAAUCCAGCAAGAGAAGAAGGAGCGCCAAGCUCGUCGUGCCGAACGUGCAAGAUCCAUAUCCCCCCAGAAAUCAUCCCCCGCCAACACGCCGCCCCCCUCGUCCCAUCGCCACGCCACCCAGCUCUCUGGAUCCCUGAGACUAUCUCCCGCCCUCGACGUAUCGGCUAGCCCACCAUCCGCCGCCUCGAACGCCAUUUCAACCGAGCCCAUAAGCAAACAUCUCCAUCGCCCUGUCGUCGACAACACCACGGAACAGAAGAAGCCAGCUACCACCGUCAUGCCCGCCUCAUCCUCGCCGAAUACCGCUACUACGCCUCAAGGUCCCAGGGCCUUGUCAUGGCAGAGACGUCCUCCACCAUCCUCCCGGCCGUCCGACUCCGACUCGUCCAGAACCAGACCACUAUCCAUGCUGCCCACCCCCACUCAGAACCAGAACGCAGCCAGACCCGCCGCCCCUCCCGUCGCCGCUUCCGAGUCCUCUUCCGCUACCGAAUCCUCUUCCGCUACCGAGACGACCUUUUCCAGAGACCAGAUCGCCCAAGCACUGGGCUCCAAGGAUCCUACCUGGUUCCGUCAGACCGCCGACCGAGGAGGCCUCGGCUCUGCCGCCUACCGGAAACCCCAGGUCGAGGAUCCCGAUCCCUUGGACAUGUCGUCGAUGCGAGCCCAGCUACCGGGCAUGAGCCGCGUCGUGUCCACCGAGUCCGCCAAGACCCGCUCGACCGAAGAAACCCCAGAAGUGCCAUUCGCCAGCGGCCGCACAUCUCCCACCAAACCUCCCUCACCUACCAAGGGCAUGGGCGGCUUCGUGCAAAGCGCCAUGAUGAAGAGGUCGGACAGCGUCAAGAGAUGGACCGUCGCCUCCCCUCCCGCCGUCGCCAGGGGGGACUCCAUCGCCCCGGGUCGCGGGGGGGAUAGGUCUAGCACGGCACGCUCUAGGUCACGGCCCACCAGCAUGUUCCGCGAGCGCCGCUCCGACACUUCCGCCGAAUCCUCGCGCCCUGGCUCGAGAGAGGGGCCGACCGAUACCAACCCUGCCGCCGACCAUACGCCCAAGCCCAGCAGGACCGCCGCCUCUGCCGAAACGUCCGUGGAUAGCAGCAACAACACGGCCACGGCCACGGCCACGCUCGGGGCUCACGACGACCCCGCCGUCCCUGUCAGCCCGUCCAAGACCAUGGACCCUCGACGAUGGAGCCCCACCAAGGCGAGCUGGUUGGAAACCGCCCUGAACAAGCCCGACUCUGCCAAGCCCAAGCCCGCCCCUCCUUCUACGGCCCAUCAACCCGCCUGGAUGGUGGAGCUGAACAAGGCCAAGGCCCAGAGGGCUAACAACAACCCCGACAACCCCGACAACCCCGACAACCACGGCCUCGGCAAGCCCGCGCCCCCUGCGCCGUCUAAGCACUCGGUCAACAUUGGCGGACUUAUGAGGUCGUCACCAAUGGGCGCCGCCGCCGUCAAGACGUCCCCCGCUGGGCUCGGCGGCAUCUACUCUCCUCCGCCGACGACGGCAACAACUAGUAGUCACCGCCGAGGCGCCGGGAGUAUCAGCAUCAGCGGCGGAAACCUCCGCGACACCUUGUUGUCCAGGGGGAGUGGUACACCGAGCCCGACCAAGAUGGAGCCAGACACGAGGUCGAACACGAGGUCGAACACGAGGUCGAACACGAACUCGGCCACGGCCACGGCCACCGACAACGCCGAAGAAAAAGCAAACAAGCCAGCAGAUCCCCAUGCUCGCCCCGUUCCGCCUCCCGCUGCCGGCAAAUCCAAACCCGAAACCCCUCCCAAGAAGGACUUUCGAGCGAACCUCAAGCCCCGCCAGGCAUCCGUGGAUUCGUCGUUGCCGUCGUCGUCGUCGUCGUCGUCGGCCGUGCCGGCACGCAGGGAGCAAGAGAUGGAGUUCAAGAACGUCUUCGGCACCCUACGCCGGGCCGAAACCAGGAACUACGUCCCCCCGGACGAACUGAAGCAGAACAUCAUGCGCGGGAAGGCCGCCCUGAACGUCACCGGCGGGCCGAACCCCAGCGAGCGGAAAGACGAGUUCAAGGAGGCCAUCUUGAAGAAGAAGGAGGACUUCAAGAAGGCCCAGGCCGAGGGACGCGCCGUGACUGUCACGCGCAGCGCCACCUUGCCCACCGAGAAACCCCUUGUCCCAGAGGGUCUCGCGAAACGGGCGGAAUUGCAGAAAUCUGUCGCGAGGAGGAAAGACGGCGCCGCACCCGGUGGACCCGGUGGACCCGGUGGAGGCGGCCUGGCAGAUCGCUUUAACCCGGCGCUCGCCGGCUUGCUGGCCAAGGGCCCUCCUCCCAUGGCCACCAACGGCCGUGGAGGUCGGAACGACCCCGAUUCCAUCGCAUCGCCCGAAACCACUCCCGAACCCUCCGCUCCUGGACCUCAGUUGACGCACAUGACUAAGGGCCGUGCCCGAGGUCCCAGGAGAAAGGCGCCGACGUCGGCUCAGCCAGCCGCGGUUGCAACAACUCCGGCCAAGCCACUCCAGGCGGCACGCUCUUCGUCCACACCCGUGCGGUCCCCGUUCAGGACGGAGCCCACGGUAGAGGAAGAGGAGACAUCCUCCCGAUUGGAAGUCGUCUCCCGGUCAACACCGCCGCCGGUAUCCCCGUCAUCGUCUCUGCCUCGGUCCAUCCAAGCCCAAGUUGCCGUGAAGGCCGCCAUCCGGCACAAGCCUUCGCCGCCGAGGCCCGUGGAGAAAGCAGUGGUGUCCUCUAUAGAACCCGAGCUCGAGCUCGAGCGCGAGCCCGAGACGCCCUCCACGUCGCGGCAGACUUCGAUGACGCCCCUCCGAUCCAAUGGAGGCGCAGAGUUAAGGGAAGGAGAUACUGUGACGACUCCCCUGGUAGGCCGGAAGCUGCCCUCGCCGCCAGCGACCAAGGAAAAGCCGACCGACAUCGCACCGCUUGGAUCCUUUGGCACACUCAGACGCACACCAUCACCUACGAAACGUAGCGAAAACGAACCCAACCAGCCCGAGGAACCCCAACCGUCGUCUUCUCCCAAGAAGUUGGACUUGAAGAGGGUAUCGAGAUUCGUGGCUGAGCCGGACACCACCACCACCAGCGCCGCCACCGCCACCACCGCCACCAACCUCAAGUCAAACGAGAAGGCCAAAGCAGUCGUCCGAUCAGAAGCGCCAAAACGGGAGAGCAUCGUGCCGCCGCCUCUCCGGACUUUGAACAGCAACCAACAACAACCCAACGAAGUCUCGGCCUUCCUCGACGGCUUCUUCGGAACCCCCCGCCCCAAGAGGGACUAUCGCGUCGACACGGCCGAGAUCCUCUCCAACAAGACCAGGGUACCCAGCCCCGCGCAGGGUCCAUCUACCACCCAGCUCUUCCAGCUCUUCGGCGACGGCAAGAAGAGGCCCGUGCCGGCGCACAACGAGCGCGUCCUGUUCGAGCAGGACAUGUACCUCUGCGCACACCACUACACCACCGAAUCCGGCAGGCGCGUGUCGGAAACCUACUUCUGGGCCGGCGACCAAGUGGCCACCUCCACCGUCGAGGACGCCCAGCUCUUCGCGAGCCGCGAGGCCAGGACCCUCGGCAGCGGCAGCGGCAGCGGCAGCGGGAGCAGUCCCCUCGUCCGCCUCCGGCAGGGCAAGGAGACGGCCGCGUUCCUGCAGGCGCUGGGCGGCGUCGUCGUCACGCGCCGCGGGUCCAGCGACAAGCACGACUCGCUGGCCCCCAGCAUGCUCUGUGGACGGCGGCACCUGGGCCAGGUUGUCUUCGACGAGCUCGACAUGGCCCCGUCCAGCCUCUGCUCGGGGUUCCCUUUCUUGGUCGCCUCCGGGGGCCAGUGUUAUCUCUGGAAGGGCAAGGGGAGCCAUGUCGACGAGUUGAGUUCCGCGAGGCUGGUGGGCAUGGAUUUGACCUUGACGGGGGAGCUUGUCGAGGUCGAGGAGGGGAGGGAGCCGGAUUCGUUCUGGCAGCUGUUCGGCGGCGGCGGCGGUGGUGGUCUCGCAACGGCGGCGGCGGCGGCGAGACCUGCUUCUUCUGCCGAUCACUGGCGUCUGAAGCCCAACUACGACAAGUACUGCGGCCGGCUUUUCUUGUCCGAUGCCGCUUCACCCCGGCAGACAACCCACGUCUACAUCCUCGACGCCUUCUUCGAAAUGUACAUCCUCGUCGGCCGCGACGCCCAGUUCCAGUACCCGGCCUUCCGCAACGCCCUCGACUUCGCCCAGGAGUACGCCAUCCUCGCCUCCAGCAUGGAGGACCGCCCUUACGUCCCCGUCUCCACCGUCGUGCUCGAGGGCAUCCCGCGCGACCUGAAGCGCGUGUUUCGCAAGUGGAGGGAUGACGCUGCUCCCACUGCCCUGCCGCCCUCGCAGUCGCAGUCGCAGUUGCAGUCGCAGUCGCGGCAGGGUGGAGAAGGGCGGGGAAGUGAAGGCGCUGCGCCUCCCGCCGGGGGGUUGAAGAGGGGGAGGAGUCUGAGGAUCGUGACGCUUACGCAGGCGUUGCGGGCCAUCAGCGAGUGAAAGAGCUAAGAAGAAACAAGAAAACUGAAAGAAAAAGGGAAAAAAGAAAAAAAAAGAAUAACAAAUGUACAAUGUCUCUCUCUGUCUGGAUUUAUCUGUUCAUAGCAUGGGAAAGGAUCAAUGGAUGAUGGGGGUUUGCAUGGCAUGGCGAAGGGCGUUUGUCCGCUUCGAGAAUCCUCCUACCUGGCAUAUCUGGGCGGGCGCCUCUGUAUUGAAAUGAACCACGAUUCCGUGCUUUGUUGUUGUUAUAUUAUUUAUAUUUGUGAACCUUUCGUCUCUGGCCGUCGUAGCAUGUAAUUUUCCC